Messenger RNA from Solea senegalensis (Senegalese sole), 3850 nucleotides. RefSeq names its product ubiquitin-protein ligase E3A-like. Gene Ontology annotation, molecular function: ubiquitin protein ligase activity. Gene Ontology annotation, biological process: regulation of ubiquitin-dependent protein catabolic process; protein polyubiquitination. Bases 291 to 2798 code for a protein of 835 amino acids. NCBI's taxonomy places the organism in Eukaryota, Metazoa, Chordata, Actinopteri, Pleuronectiformes, Soleidae. The record is from RefSeq and is a predicted model, not a curated record. Gene Ontology annotation, cellular component: cytosol. The transcript is spliced from 11 exons.
GCUGGGAAACAUGGCGCCGUUGUUUACAAGACGGCAGAUGAGGGUGAUUUAGCAGUAACUUCAAACUGAAAGUCUUGUGACUUGUUAAUGUUGUCACGUCACGGCUUCAUUUACCUGUUCUUCAUAAACAUUGACGAAUUAAACCCGAGCGACGGAAAGCGAAAACAGACGCUGACAGAGUGAACGAAGAGAGAGGCUUUGUUUUUGCACCGUCACUGACACACACGACUUUGCUUCAAAUCACAGGAUCUUCCUUUUUGACCUGUAGGAAGAUACUUGGAUCCAGCCGAAUGAACAAAGCGACUGCAAAGCUUCUCAUUGAGCGCUACUUUCGGCAGUUAACUGAGGGCUGUGGAAAUGGCAACUGCACGAAUAGGUUUUGCGCAUCAUGUUGUGACUUCCAACCAUUGGAUAACAAUUCAGCCGCUGCCAAAGCGCUUGAGUUGUUUAAGAAUAACGCCAAACUCUGUCCUCACCCCUCCAAGAAAGAUUCUGACAUUUCCAACCCAGACUCCAGUGCUGACGAAAAGAUGAGUGAUAUGGACGUUUGUUCCCCCAAAGAGGAUUUUUCAGAUGUUCAUCAUCUCACAGAGAAUAAUGUGUCUAUGAUCCUGAGCUUCUGUGAGGACGAGGGUGACUACUCUGCUCUGAUCCGUGUCAUUGGCAGAGUUUUCUCCAAUUCAGAAGCUCUGAUGAAGAGUUUUCGGAAGGAUGAAUCAAAUGUAACCAAUGACCGGGAUUCUUUAAAAACAACAGAUGUGGACAAACAUGAAAAGCAGAGUGAUCAACCCUCGGAGACGAUGGGUGCUUCCUCUGCUGCUGCUCUACCAGAUGAGUGUAAGGGAACGCUCCACUCCUGUGAGAUCACGGUGGACGUGGAUGCUGUGAGACGGGUGUAUGACAGACUUACAACCAUCGACCAGGUGCAGUCAGCUCUUGUGAACGCACUUGUUUACCUCACCCCAAAUGUGGAACUUGACCUAGAUUACCUUGAUGUGUAUGAAACUAACCCUGAUUACCUGAACAUCUUCAUCAUUGUGAUGGAGAACAACAACCUCCACAGUCCAGAGUACCUUGAAGUGGCUUUGCCACAGUUCUGCAAGGUGAUGAGCAAACUGCCGGUGACUGCGCUCGCGAGACUGUCAAAGCACUGGUCAACAUACGAUGUCCCACACAUCCGACGUAUGAUGGAGACCUUCCAGCAGAUCAUCACUUUCACAGUCGUCAGCAAUGAAUACGAUGCAGAAAAUCUGGUCAACGACGAUGAGACCGUGGUGGCUGCCACCCAGUGUUUAAAGGUUGUUUUCUAUGCAAGUAUCCUUGGUGGCGACGUGGACGUCGAGCACAAUGAGGAGGACGUCGAGGAGGACGAGGAUGAUUCUGAUGAGCUCACUCUACAUGAGCUGCUGGGUGAGGACAGGCUCUACAAGAAGGGUCCUCUGAUUGACCCUCUGGAGAAAGAGCUGGGAGUUCGGCCUCUGGACUGCAUCCAACCCGUCAUCCCAUUUGAGGAUUUUGUAAACGAGUCGCUGAAUGACGUCGUUGAGAUGGACAAAGAUUUCACCUUCUUCAAGGUCAACGCCGAGACCAAGUUCUCUUUUCAGAGUUGCCCCUUCAUCCUCAGUGUCAUCACCAAGAGCCAAGGACUUUACUACGACAACAGGAUCAGAAUGUACAGCGAGCGACGCCUCACCGCCCUCUACAGCAUGGUUCAGGGCCACCAGCCCAACCCGUACCUCAAGCUCAAGGUUCGCAGAGAUCACAUCAUCGACGAUGCCCUCGUCAGACUGGAGAUGAUCUCCAUGGAGAACCCGUCUGACCUGAAGAAGCAGCUGUUUGUUGAGUUUGAGGGGGAGCAAGGUGUUGACGAAGGAGGGGUGUCAAAAGAGUUCUUCCAGUUGGUCCUGGAGGAAAUUUUCAAUCUUGACAUUGGAAUGUUCACCUAUGACAACAUCACAAAACUUUUCUGGUUUAAUUCGUCCUCACUUGAGACUGAAGCACAGUACACUCUCAUUGGCAUCGUGCUGGGGCUCGCCAUUUACAACAACUGCAUCCUGGACGUCCACUUCCCUAUGGUCGUCUACAGGAAACUAAUGGGAAAGAAGGGGACCUAUUUGGACCUGUCAGACUCACAUCCAGUUCUCUACCAGAGUCUGAAGGGUUUGCUUGAAUACACCGGUAACGUGGAAGAAGACAUGAUGCUCACCUUCCAGAUAUCCCACACAGACCUUUUUGGAAAUCCAGUAUUAUACGAUCUGAAGGAGAAGGCAGACCAGAUCCCUGUUACCAAAGAGAAUAGACAGGAGUUUGUGGAUCUGUAUGCUGAAUACAUACUGAACAAGAGCGUGGAAAGACAAUUCAGAGCCUUUAAAAAAGGUUUCCUAAUGGUCACAAACGAGUCCCCACUGAAGUAUUUGUUUAGACCGGAGGAAGUGGAGCUGCUCAUCUGUGGGAGCAGGAAACUUGACUUUGAAGCCCUUGAAAAGGCCACGGAAUAUGACGGAGGUUAUAGCAAAGACAGUCCAAUAAUAAAAUAUUUCUGGGAAAUAAUUCACUCAUUUGGAGAGGAGCAGAAGAGGUUGUUCCUUCAGUUCACCACCGGCACAGACCGAGCCCCAGUCGGCGGACUCGGCAAGUUAAAGAUGAUCAUCACCAAGAACGGCACAGACACAGACAGGCUGCCGACCUCUCACACCUGCUUCAACGCACUGCUGCUCCCAGAAUACAACUCCAAAGAAAAACUGAAAGAGAGGCUCCUGAAGGCCAUCACUUACGCUAAAGGCUUUGGGAUGCUGUGAUUGAUUACAGAUUAGGACAAACAAACAAAGGGAGUAUCGCUAAAAUAAAUAAAAACAAAAUGCUGAGGGAAAAGCCAUGAAACAAAAUGCUGCAGUGACCCUGUGCCUAACUCAUCAGCCCGUCACUCACCGAGGCCUCACUGCCUUUGAGAGUCAAUUUCAUACGUUUCCCAAAGUCAGUGUGUCUACAAUCGUGGUCGUUGGGAUCCACUGUCCAACAUGCACCAACACACCUGAUUCCCAUAAAUGGCUGGUUAGCAGGCCUCUGAAUCAGGUGUGUUGGAGCAUGGAAACAUGAGGACCACGGUUGAGAAACUCUGCCCCACGUUUUAACAUGUUUUUUUUGUCUUUUUUCAUGUGUGUUUUGUUUCUGAAGAAACUUGGAAAGUGCACUUACACACAGUAUUCUCAUGAAUGCCAGAACAUGCCUUUCUUUUUUUAAAUGUAGUUUGAUUUGCAGUUGUUCAUAACGUAGCAGGAGUUAGUCCUCACCCUCAUCUGAGUAGACGGCUGAUAAUGGUGCUCUUUGGUUGUGAUUAUCAGUGUGGUAUCUACAUGUAUGACUGCUGAGCCAUGACUUAGCCUCACUGACGAGCGCGUGUUCCACAGUUUGCUGCCAGUGUGAGAGCCACCUCACCUCUAACCUGACGGUUAUUUUAAAGUAUUUGUGUUGUGCCAGUUAUUUUGCGUUUGAAAAAGGACACUGUGUGUUGUGUUGUGUUGCGAUGUCAUGAAUCUGAGCAGAUGAUUUGCUUUCGUUAGGAGUUUCAGAAUGUGUUUACUGACUGGUCAGUUCAGACUUUCACAUCCUGAAAAAGGUUGUUUGUUUUUUUCCCUUCCUGUAUUUGGUUAGUUUGCUGUAAAGUGCUGUUCAUUGCACAUGAGUUAAGUGCUGUCACCAAAUGUGCAAUGUCUGUCUGAGUUGUAGAGUCACAUGUUAACAGCUGUUUUAUUUGGCCAAAUAUCUCAGGUACAUAAAUUAUGUGCAGAUAAUGUGAAACUCGUGAAUUAACAAUUAUGCAAAAGAAAUAAAACCUAUUGAAACUUUUAAA